Peromyscus californicus insignis is the source of this 3449-nucleotide messenger RNA. It is a transcript of the gene Tincr, whose product is annotated as TINCR ubiquitin domain containing. The coding region runs from base 1497 to 1760 and encodes 87 amino acids. Gene Ontology annotation, molecular function: protein binding. Lineage: Eukaryota; Metazoa; Chordata; Mammalia; Rodentia; Cricetidae. The transcript is spliced from 3 exons. The record is from RefSeq and is a predicted model, not a curated record.
UUUUAUGUCUUCUACUCAUUUUUUAAAUCUAUUGUUGGUUCUUGUUGAUUUCCAGAAGCUUUUUAUAUACUGUGGAAGUCAGGCUUUGUUGGGAGUUUUCAUUGGCUUAGUUCCUGUUUUCCUGUGUGAAGUGUUUGUGGGCAGGUGUUUUAUAUUUAUGUGUUGUCAGUUAUUAAUCUUUUAAUUAAAGGCUCCUGGAUUUAAUGUCAUCCUACACGCACACUGAGAUGUAUGCUUAAAGCACACUAUUAAUAUAAGGUCAUUAUGGGGAGACUAGGGUAGGAAAGGUCCCCUGUGCUGUUUGUGACUUCCCUGUAAAUAUAAAAGCAUUCCAAGCUAAAGGAUUUUUAAAAUAUUUACACACAAAGCUGGAAAAAGUAAGAUGUACGCUUUUCCUGUGUAGUCUCCUUGCUUUUUUUUUGGGGGGGGAGAGCAGUCAGGAUCUCACUAUGUAGCCCAGGCUGUCCUCAAACUCACAGGGAUCUCCCUGCCUCUACCUCCCAAGCACUGGGAUUGAAGGCUGAGCCACCAAAAUGUCACUUGUGCUGAAUUUUUAGAAUGUUUUGCUUGUUUCUCUCUGUGGAGUCAAAUUUAACACCUUCUAGAAUGUUCUCUCGACAGCCAUUCCUGGGUGAGUGUGCGUCAGAAGUCCUGUGACAACAUCGUCUUACAAGGCACCAGGGGACAGAGACACUGAGACUUGGGAAGGGACAGGAUUGCGGGUGACAAGGCCCAGAGUUAGUGUGUCAGAGGACCGACUGCUCCAUCCUGUCCGGGGGAGGGAGGGGAAGAGGUGUGUUUGUGUAAGCACCCUGAAGUGAUAGCACCUCCAAAAUGGCUCCGCCUUCCCACCAGGCCCUUGCUGGACUAUGUUGGGUAGUGGCCAUGGGCAAAUGGGAUUGUGACGCUUAGCCAUCCCCUGAAGACCUAGCUUCGAUGGCCACGUGAAUGGCAUUCUCCCAGUCCAAACCCAUCUGGGGUCUGUCCCCCUUGCUCAGGCCAUGGCCACAUAGGCUGGAGAAUCUGUCCCCUGUCCCCAGCAAGAGGACCAUGGGUGGCAAAGGCCCAAGACUGAGGUUUCUCUGGGGCCCACCAGCCCAAAGCCAGUGCAGUGCCGAUUAGGGAGGGAGCUCUGGCAAUGGGUGGGCACACGGCCCGCCCUGCUCCCCUCUUCUCUCUAACCUUGCUCCCUCCACUCCAGCAACAAGGGCCAACUCCCGGCUCCUCCCACUCACCAGGACCCCUCCUGCUCUGGGGUCUUUCCAUAGCUUACAUUCUCUGCCCCAGGGCCUUUGCGCAGGCCUGCUGUGCCUGCGCAGCGGGAAAGGUUGCCAUGGAGGCCAGGGCUGGGCCAGCCAGCGUCACCACCCCCACCUCCCCCCACCCGGUGAGGUGCUCCUGCGGCAGGGGCGUGCCUGGAAGCGGCGGAGGGGCGGGGGCGGCUGGCCCAGCCGGUCCGGCAGGUGCCGGCCUGCCGAGUCGGGCUGGCGGCGGCCAUGGAGGGGCUGCGUCGCGGGCUGUCGCGCUGGAAGCGCUACCACAUCAAGGUGCACCUGGCCGACGAGGCGCUUCUGCUGCCGCUGACCGUGCGGCCCCGCGACACGCUGAGCGACCUGCGCGCGCAGCUAGUGGGCCAGGGCGUGAGCUCGUGGCGCAGAACCUUCUACUACAACGCGAGGCCGCUGCCCGACCACCAGACGGUGCGGGAGGCGCGCCUGCAGGACGGCUCCGUCUUGCUGCUGCUCAGCGACCCCAGGUGACCAGGGACCUGGGCGAGGGCCUGGUUGGGGCUGGAGGAGAUGGAGCCAUGAUUUUGGGAACGCAAGGUGCUGGCUGAGGGAGCAAGCUGGGCCGGAGGGAACCACAGGCUCUCUCUUCCUGGGAACCCAGCCUUAUUCCAGGUGCUGGGCUCCCAGGUGGAUGCGACACCCCGGCCCUGCUGAUGCCCACUGCCUCCCAGAUGCUGUCAUCCAGCCCUCCAGCGAGGAGUCUUAAUGGUUUCUCCGUGGCCUUGGAACCCUCCCCCUCUCCCGGGAGCCUCCACCACCUGGAUCUUCUGCCACCCCCGCAUCCAGGAAGCCCUCCAGUCCACAGAUGCAGUUCCUUCUCUGGGGACCCACAGGGCUCCAGCUGUGAACAACCCUAGCUCCAGGAGGAUCUGCUGGGUUCCUGACCAAGGAGACUCUGAUCCGGGGGGGCCUUGGUGACCCCACGCAUGUGCAAAAUCGGACACAUACUGUGGCUGCUCUGCUCCGCAGCCUCGGUGUUGGGGGUGCCGUGCUGGGCCUCCGUGUGCCCCCUGGUGCUGCGGACCGCAUGGUGAGCCCAGAAGGAAACGGCGUUUUAAUUAAGAGUUGUACAGGCCUCGGGGUGCAGAGCUGGGCAGGUGGGGACUGAAUGUUGGCCUUGGAGAGCUGGGUUGCUGGGCACGUGCAGCUGCGCCAGGCCCUGGGGGUCUGGGCUCCUCUCUGCCUCCCCAGUCUCCAUUGCUCCACUGUGGGGGGAAGCUGCAGUCCCCGUGGGGUUCCUUGGCCCUAGCCACAGGGAGAGAUGGUGUGGGGGGGAGGGCUGGCUUGGGGGCAAGAGAAAGAGCAUUUUUUGACAUUUAACAAACACUAUGCAAAUUGCAUGCAAAUUGCAUGCAAAUCACCACUCGUUCCUUAAGCAUGACAGCCUUGGCAUGUUCAGAAAUAAUAAUGUAGGGCCUGUCUCCUGGUGCCCGUCCAGCAGCCUCCCUCCUCUGCUCUCCGCCCUCCUCUACCCUCCUCCCUCCCUCCCUCCUUCUCUUCCCAUCUUUGAUCCAAGGCCUCCCAGCCUGUAGCCGAGGUAAACAGUACGAUUGGCCGAUUGGCCGCCCACAUCUUGUUUUUGUAGAGCCAAGGCCCACGGAGGCCCUGGGUCUGGCUUGAGGUCCCAAAGCCACAGUUUGGAAAGCAUGUGGCCUCUCUCCAGCCGUCAUCAGAAGCCACUUUGGACAGAACUUGUGACCCACAGAGAAAAGUGACAGCCGAGGAGGCCCCAGGCCUGUGGCGGCUUGCAGUCAUCCCAGGAGGUGUUGAGGGUCAGGCUGCUGAGUAUGCACGGCCACAAGUUCAUCCUUGUUCCUUUCCUCCUGAGGUCUCCCUGAAUUCUGCCCACAGGCCCUUCUGCUUUUAUUUUUUCAAACUCCUAUUUAUCCUACAAAGGCCUACUUUCAGUGCCCCAUUUUUACAGAGCCGUUCCUGAUACUCCAAUAAUAGCCCCCAGUUCCCUCUGGGCCCUGCUAUGCCAGCACUGUGCUCCUGUCCUAGGCCUGAGUCAUGAGACCAGGUGGUGUCGGGCUCAUUCCACCUGGGUGAACUCACGGCAGGAGCUCCAAGGUCAUCCAGUCUGGGUUCUAGGUACAGGGGGCAUUUUGAACGUGUAUCAAAUAAAAGACUGAAGACAAGCAGGUGGUCCCUGCAGUGACA